This is a messenger RNA of Salmo salar (Atlantic salmon), 1570 nucleotides long. RefSeq names its product 5-hydroxytryptamine receptor 6-like. NCBI's taxonomy places the organism in Eukaryota, Metazoa, Chordata, Actinopteri, Salmoniformes, Salmonidae. Gene Ontology annotation, molecular function: G protein-coupled receptor activity. The record is from RefSeq and is a predicted model, not a curated record. Gene Ontology annotation, cellular component: plasma membrane. Gene Ontology annotation, biological process: adenylate cyclase-activating adrenergic receptor signaling pathway; positive regulation of MAPK cascade.
AUUUCGUCUCUAACUGCCUUUGCGCUCCCACGUUGUAGCCCACCUCUCAAUUUUCCUUCCCCCAGCGAGUGUCAUCAUGACGCACUGACAGCCACAGAAUUGCUCACACUGGCUCCAAAGCUGAGAAGAAGCAGGACUAUUUGACAUGAUGGAGCGAUGGAAACGGUGUUGGCACUUCUGAUCGCAGUGUUAACAGGAUAUUUUCACACUUAGGAGAGAGAAAUGACUCACAGGCUCCUCUUUAACCUUGGGAAGGAUGUGGUAAAUGCAUGAUCAACACAGGACUUCAGUGGCUUCUCUUUAUUCUCCUCAAGUGUCAGGAAAGUCACAUACAUUUUGCGCUUCACAGCAACUUUUCAUGUUCACAGACUGGGAGAGGAACAGGGAAGCUCUCACAUUGACCAAUGUCAACUACCGCUAUGGGCGACUCUGCCUUAACUGGCUUAGAGGCAGCAGGUGUGGAUGCUGUUAAUCCUUUAGGGAGCUCCAAUGGCAGCUUGUCCACGAGCAGUGCCUGGGGCAUCAGUGGCAGCGGUCCGUGGCUGUUGGCGUGCAUGUUAACCCUCAUCAUCCUGAUGACGGCUUGUGGAAACACUCUGCUGAUCACUCUGGUGUUUGCCCAGCACUCCUUACGCAACACCUCCAACUGUUUCCUGGUGUCUCUCUUCCUGUCGGACCUGAUGGUGGCGCUGGUGGUUAUGCCGCCAGCCAUGCUCAAUGUGGUGUGCGGGGCCUGGGUGUUGUCGCCGGGCUUUUGCCCCGUGUGGCUCUGCUUCGACGUCAUGUGCUGCAGUGCCUCCAUUCUCAACCUAUGUGUGAUCAGCCUGGACCGCUAUCUCCUCAUCAUCUCGCCUCUGCGGUACAAGCAGAGGAUGACCCCUCCCCGGGCCCUGCUUCUGGUGGGAGGGGCCUGGGGUCUGGCUGCCCUCGCCUCCUUCUUGCCCAUCAAGAUGAACUGGCACAGCUUGGGUCACCGAAGUGGCCAUUUCCCAAUGCACGGGGCUGGCAGUGCCAACAUCAGCACAUACCCAGAGCUAAGCUUGCGAUACCCCGCUUCCUACUUCCAGCUGUCACCCUCCGAUGGCCUGUCCUUCCAGUGUCGUCUGCGGGUCACCCUGCCCUUCGCCCUGGUGGCAUCCGUCCUCACCUUCUUCCUGCCAUCCAGUGCUAUCUGCUUCACCUACUGUCGGAUUCUCCUGGUGGCACGGAGACAGGCAAGGCGAGUGGCGGUGCUAAGUCACCCUCCGUACCCACAACAUUCGCCCAGGGGGCCUUCUCAGCCUCCCUCACCAGGUGGGGGCGCCGCGGGACAUGCUCACCAUGACAGAGAAGACUGCAGUCAUCAGGAGCACUCUAUGUCACACCAAGUACCGGUGAGACGGAGAGGGGAGUUGUAGAGGAAAUGAAGGGAGAUACAUUGAGGCUACAUCUCAUUGCUGUGUAAACUGUCACUGCAUGAUCACUGUGUGCCUGGAUAGGUUUCCACCAUGAUGCCUUCAUUGCCUCUCAGAUCAGUUGGGUCGUUCCACAAAAAGAGUGCCUUUUGCGUCCCUUUGAUAUUUUUAUAGAA